GGGUCCUCUUGACGUAGGCGGCUUUCGGUGCCUGAGUUGACCGGGAGCGUAUUACUGUAGACCGGCGUGACGUGAGUUAAGAAGACAAAGAAGGCCCCGAAGCUCCCAGUAGAGAGCAGACCGGCGGAGUGAAGGGAGCCGCGGGGCCGGUACGUGAUACGCGUUAUGUGCGUGCCCUGCGUGCUGUGUGUAGUGGCUUUUUGGGCUUGUCGAGAUGGACCACAAAGAAGAUUCAGACAGAGAUCCCUUUACUGACCUCAGGAAGGCCCCUCGGAGCAAAUCUCAUCUCGGAUACUCAAAGGAACAACUUCUAGAUAUUAAAGAGUUGCCGCAUUCAAAACAGAGGCCGUCCUGUUUAUCAGAUAAAUAUAACAGUGAUGGCGUUUGGGAUCCUGAAAAGUGGCAUGCAUCUCUCUACCCAAAUUCUGGCCGCAGUUCUCCAAUUGACUUAUUAAAAAAAGAGGCUGAUGCAGAAAGAACUUCUCUUAAGCGUAGGAUAGCAGACCCCAGGGAGCGUGUGAAGGAGGAUGACCUUGAUGUGGUUCUAAGUCCACAGAGAAGAAGUUUUGGGGGAGGUUGUCAUGUGACUGCUGCUGUGGGCUCACGUCGAGCUGGGAGCCCUCUGGAUAACAAGGAAAAUGAGAGCCUCCGUCUGGCCGGCAGUCGAAGGAUUGGUAGUGGGAGAAUAAUAGCUGCAAGAGGGUUUGAACGUGACUUACGAGGUGGAGAAAAAGAUGGUAGAGAACUUCGUGAUGGAAGAGAACGCGAAAAGGAGUACAAAGAUAAGCGUUUUAGGAGGGAGUAUGGUGACAGUAAAAGAGUGUUUGGUGAACGCAGAAGAAAUGAUUCUUACACAGAAGAGGAGCCGGAGUGGUUUUCUGGUGGACCAACAAGCCAGUCAGAGACAAUAGAGCUUACAGGGUUUGAUGACAAGAUCCUGGAGGAAGAUCAGAAAGGAAGAAAACGAACACGGAAACGAACAUCUGUGAAGGAAGGCAAGGGGUUUGAAUACAAUGGAGGAGUCUUGGAGGAAGAGCCAACUCUUCCUCCAGAAUCUACUGCUGAUCAGGAAGUGCCUCGAGAGGCCGUUCUGCCAGAACCAGCACCUGGAGAAUUUGACUUCAAUGAAUUUUUUAACCUGGAUAAGAGUGUUCCUGGAUUGGCUUCGAUGAUUGAGGAUGUGCUAGGGGAAGGGUCCGUAUCUGCUAGCAGAUUCAGCAGGUGGUUCUCCAAUCACAGCCACUCUGGAAGUCGAUCCAGCAGUCUAAGGUCCACUCCUCAUGAGGAGCUAGAAAGACUAGCAGGAUUGGAGCAAGUCAUUCCCAGUAUUGGGCAGAACUCUGCAAACUACUUUGCUCCUAUUCAAUUUGAAGAUAAUGCAGACAAAGUUGAUAUCCUAGAAAUAUUGCAGAAAGCCAAAGUUGAUUUAAAACCUUUGUUAUCAAGCCUAACUGCGAACAAGGAGAAACUGCGGGAGAGCACGCAUUCUGGAGUUGCCUUCUCAGUGGAAGAGGUUGAAGCUGGACUAAAGGGUUUGAAAGUUGAGCAGGAGGGAAAGAUAGCAACCCCUUUUAUGGCUGAACAACUGGAAGGCGCUAUAACGGCUAUGGCUGGACCCAGGAGGUCACAGAAAGAUGGGGAAAUGUCUGCUUUUAACAAACUUGUGAGCAGUAUGAAGGCAAGUGGAACGCUACCUACCCAACCCAAAGUCAAUAGAAAUCUAGAUGGUCAUUUGAUGUCGUCCUCUGAUGUUACAGGCCCUUCUCCCUUGCAACGGAACAUUCUGCAGGAGCUUCUAGGGCCUCCUAUUUCUGAUCCGUCCUCCAACAUUAUGGGACCUCUAGACCCCACAACAUCACUUCUUAGGCAACGGACACCAUCUCCUCAAAUGCCACCGGUUUUUCCAACACGUGCCUCAUCUGCAGAUUAUCUUCGAGCUAGAAUACCUUCUCCGUUAGGGUUUUCAUCAAGCCAUCAGCAUCUUCUCGGAGAGCAAUUUUCCACUGGAGUGCCGAAGGCGGACAGCCCGAUCAUGGCACAAGUUAGCCCACUGGACAUGCAGCAAGCUGUAUUGGAAGGCUUGGUAUCCCAUGAUCUUGCUUUCCCAGCUGCAGGUUACUACCAACCUAUCUAUGGUAAAAUGCACAUGGACAAAGGCAGGGAUGGGUUUUGUAACAGACCACAGCAGAGGAUGAAUAAGUCUCCAGUUAACAUGCGCAUGUCACCAGGCCCAGCUGCCCCUGUCACCAGCAUGCUUUCUCCAUCAUUCACACCUACCUCAGUCAUCCGUAAAAUGUAUGAAAGCAAGGAGAAAAACAAAGAUGAGACCCGUUCUGUAAAGCAGAUUGCCCAAGGUAAAGAAGGAAGGCAGUUCCAGGAAGAUGGAGUCUUAUCUGGUCAUGUAUCUGACAAUGCUGUCCAAGGCACCUCUCCGGUUCUGGGAGCCAGGUUUCCAACCUCUCAACGCUCUGGAUGUUCUCCACCAUUAACCAACCAGAGCCGCUACACCAAAGAUCAAGAAUACCGGCCUAAAUCGUCUGGAAGGCUAACUCCAACUAUGGCUUCUCCCGUUCCCAGAGCUUCCUUUUUACGCCCUCUCCACCAGGUACCUCUUGUGCCAGUUCAGCCAUCCCACCCGUUGCAUCCCGGUUUGGUACAAAAGAUGUUGGCACAGGGCGUACCUCCACAACAUCUUUCUCUUCUACAACCAGGACUCUUGCCUCCUGGUAUUGACCUGUCAGCUCUACAUGCCCCUUCACCAUCUGUCCUUGGUCAGCCGUUCUACCCGCUCGCACAGCCUGGGCAUCCGCUCCUUAAUCAGCGACCAACAAAUCCCCUCCAGCUUGCAAUGAUGCAACAGUCUGUACAGCGAUCAGGGUCUGGCAAUUUUUCUGGUGUACAUGCUCUUUCACAAGGUAUGCAGAGUCGUCCUAAUCUGCAUAUGAUGGAUCAACGUCCUCAAAGGAGCUCCUCCCCAGUUGGCCUGGCCAAGUGGUUUGGAUCUGAUGUCUUGCAGCAGCCGCUCCCUUCUAUGCCUGCUAAAGUGAUCAGUGUGGAUGAACUUGAAUACAGACAAUGAAGUAGAACUGAAUUGGUGGUUCAUGGUCUACAGUUUGAUCCAUUCUGGGCAGAAGAUGGUCUGUGUCUUAAUCCGGAGGCCUACCUAAUCAACUUUGCAUAGUGGUUUGCUUCCCCCUCCUAUCUGCUCAAUAUUCAUGCAGACUUGUCUGAUCAAGGAGGUUUCAUCUCAUUUGCCCAUUGAGCUUCUUUUUUUUUUUUUUUUUCUGGGAAGGGGCACUUUAAUUAUUAUUUUUUUUUUCUUUCAACUUGGCAGUCUGCUGAGGGAUUAUGGAGAUCUCUGGCAAGAGGAACUUUGUGUACAGACUUGUAUAAAGGUUUUUGUUUGUGUAUAUACUCAAAUUUAGAAUAGUUUUUGUUUGACUAGCUGUACAGAUGAGAAAGCGAAGUCUGUUUUGCCACUUACAGAGCCUGAGCUCUCCCUUUAAUUUGUACAUGUCUUUUCUUUCAAUUAAAUCUGCAUAAUGCAAAUGGG
Messenger RNA from Bufo bufo (common toad), 3553 nucleotides. RefSeq names its product eukaryotic translation initiation factor 4E nuclear import factor 1 (gene EIF4ENIF1). NCBI's taxonomy places the organism in Eukaryota, Metazoa, Chordata, Amphibia, Anura, Bufonidae. Gene Ontology annotation, cellular component: cytoplasm; nucleus. The transcript is spliced from 19 exons. Gene Ontology annotation, biological process: negative regulation of translation. The coding region runs from base 215 to 3079 and encodes 954 amino acids. The record is from RefSeq and is a predicted model, not a curated record. Gene Ontology annotation, molecular function: mRNA binding.